UUAUUACAAAUUAUAAACCUAUUAAUCGCCAAGAAUAGAGAAGAAUCUACAAUGCACGUGUUUAUAUUUAAUUAUUUGUGUAGGGUACAGAACGUUGCUCAAAUACAUUUUAAGAUCACCAUGGUGAUUAUACUAAUAACAUGUAAACAUUUUCUUACCGGUAGGGUCCGGUUUGUUCCUACCUACGAGUAAAAUUAACUACUUUGUAUUAUUGAUACAUCGGUGUAAAAUCUAAUCAUGUAUAUUUAUACAAACGCUGUACGCCUAUACAGUACUGUUCAUUGAUGUAUGUUCAAGUAUAUGAAAAUAAUUGAAAAUGGCGUACAACAUCAACCAAGAAGCGAUUAACUUCCAGUGUAAUGAUAUCGCACAGUUUUCCACCAAAACUUUAGAAGAUUACAGCAUUGUUAGCAGAAAAAAAUUGGAAAAAAUUAUUAAAAACUCUGAAAGACGCUUGACAGAAGACGAACAUCGUUGGUUAAUUGAACGGGAUUGCAAAAGAGUAAUUUCGAACAUAAAAAAGUACACGCAUAACAGGAGGAAAUUGGGAAAGGGUUUUCGAGAAGAAAGUAAAGAAGGAAUUGUUAUGAAAUUACCCAUAAGUGAUAUUGACCAGUAUGUACGAAAAAAUCACUUGUUUCGCGAUAAUAUUAUUCCUAAAAUUAAUCAUUUUCUAAAUAUUAAUUCUAAAAUUAGUAGUGUUCUCGAUGGCGAUAAUAAGAUAAAUAUUAUCUUGGAAAAUAAUUUGACUGUUAUAAACGUACAACAAUUAAACAUCAAUAUUAAUGACAAUAAUAACACUGAAUAUCCAAUGUAUGAUAAUGAUAUUCAUAGGACAGAGAACAAUAAUAUUUGUAAUUCAGAAGUGUUCAUUAUGGAUUUGGAAAGAAUUUACUGGGACAAAUGGAGGGAUUAUGUGAAGAAACUUAAGUUCAAACGAAAGAAUAGAUGUGAAAAAAUCGAUAAUUUUUUAACGAAAAUACAAGAAAAAUUGCAUGUUGAUCAACAGAAAAGCUCCAAAAUGCAAAAAACAUGGUGUCGUAUAGUACCUAAACAGAUAAAAACGACUUACGAUCGGCAACAAAUUAAAAUUGAAAAUCAAAAAAAGUUACUCGAGAAACAACAAAAAGAAAUCGAACGUUUGAAACUCCAACAGUUAAAAUUGGAAUCCGAAAAAGCGAUGCUCGAGAAUCAAAAACUAAUAAAGCAAACGUUUAAUGAAUCUGAAAAAAGAUUAAAAAUAAAACACGUACCACCAAAGAGUACUGUUGCGUUAAAAGCUAAUGCAUCAGAUAUAUUAAAUAGGAUGGAAAUAAGAGCUUUGGACCGUCAAGCAAAGUGGGAAGCAUUAAAAGAAAGACGCAGAAAAAUGGAGCAGGAACAACAACGAAAAAAACAACAGUUGGAGGAAAAUUGCUUAAAGGAACAAAUGGAACUAAAGCGUAAACAAUUAUUUGAAGCUAGAGAAAAUAUGAAAUUAAAAAAAAACGAAGAAUGUAAACGAAAAAUGGAAAGAAAGAUUUUGAGAGAUAAUAUCAAAAUUGCAGAUAAUUUCUAUCGAAAAUGUCUGUUAAAAAAAGGACUUGAAGCUUUUAUCGAAAAUUUAAUGAAUGUAAGGACACAGAUUAGAGAAGCUUCAUAUUUUUAUGAUAAAAAAAUGCUUGAAAUAUGCUUCAAUAAGUGGCGAUUUUUCGUUAAUAAUAAUUCAAAUGAGAAAAUAUUUUUGGCAGAUCAGUUUUAUAAGCAAAAAUUAAUGAAGACAAUGUUUCUUGCAUUCUUUAAGAUUUUAGAAGAACAUAAAAAGGAAAAACAAGUAGCCGAUGAUUGGCAUGAUUUUAAGCUUCAAGAAUUUUGCUUUAAAAAAUGGCUUGUCUAUGUUAGGGAAAUUAAUGCUGAAACUUAUAAAUCCAUGUUAGAAGCAGAAUCUUAUCAUAACAGAAUUAUAAUUAAACGUUGUUUUGACAACUGGAGGAGGUUUCCGGAAAUUGUAUACAAGGAAAGACUUAAAGAUUGUCGAUUACGAAUGUGGCAUGAAAAGGUUCAAGAAAUUUUACCGGACUUUAUUCCACCAGAACUUUAAUAAAGAUAAUGAUUUAUCGUCAAUAAAGGACCUAAGAAAUUCAAACGGAGUGCUUAAAAGCAAAAAUGCUAGUAUGGUACAACAGUGUUAUACUAACUUGAGUAUAAUUAACAUUGAGAGAGAGAUCUUGCAAUCAAAAUUAUUCCGGAAGAAAUAUUGAACACAUUUGUUAAUAUUGAUAGAAGAUUAUGUUUAACACUUUAAUAAUUAAAAAUAAUAAAAUACAAUAAUUCAAAAUAAAAUGUGUUAACAUCUUCUAGUUUUUUGAAUAUAAUUAUAGUAUAAAUAAAAUAUUUAAAGCAUAUAAUGUUGGAAGGUGUGGGGCGGAGUUGCUGCUGUUAUAAGGAUUAACUAUUGUAGCACCCCUAAGAUUUGAACUCAAGUUGUGCCACUGGACAUCUUAUGUAUUAUGUCUAACGGGAAUUAAAAAGUUAACAUUAUCUAUUUAUAUAUUUGAAUAUUUAUAAUAUAUAAAC
Sipha flava (yellow sugarcane aphid) is the source of this 2556-nucleotide messenger RNA. RefSeq names its product coiled-coil domain-containing protein 191. The record is from RefSeq and is a predicted model, not a curated record. Lineage: Eukaryota; Metazoa; Arthropoda; Insecta; Hemiptera; Aphididae. Gene Ontology annotation, molecular function: phosphatase binding. Bases 317 to 2080 code for a protein of 587 amino acids. The transcript is spliced from 6 exons.